CUUUCUUCGUCGCGGGCGAACAGCUGUAGGACGAAGACGCUGGUGAAAUUGGGGCAACACAGUCUAGCCGACGGCAAGGAGGGCAACGGCGGGUUCAAGACGUUGAUUUGAACAGAAAAAGGUGUUCCUAGGUUUGGAAAAGACAAACAGUUCAAGGCUGUGGAGACUCGGCUCUGGACCCCUUUUCUAGGGUUCCUUUAAGCGACUUGUCCGCUGGAAGAAACUGAGCAGACCAUUCUAUCCUAAUGGGUGAUCAUCGAAAUGGAAGUGCCCAACCUUCCAAUGGAAAGGCAGCAGGAAGCCCUUAUUCCAUUGAUCUAAAUACAUUUCAAUCACGAUUAAAAUCAUUUUAUUCACAUUGGGAUGAAUAUAAAACCGAACUCUGGGGAUCUUCUGAUGCAAUUGCAAUAGCAUGUCCUCCACCUUCAGAUGACCUGCGAUACUUGAAAUCUACUGCUCUGAAUUUAUGGCUGCUUGGUUUUGAGUUCCCAGAUACAAUUAUGGUCUUCAUGAAGAAGCAGAUUCACUUGUUAUGCAGCCAGAAGAAGGCUUCCAUUCUGGAGACUGUGAGGAAAACAAGCAAAGAGGCAGUUGGUGCAGAUGUUGUGAUGCAUAUCAAGGCAAAAGAUGAUGAUGGGGUUGCUCAAAUGGAUGCCAUAUUCCGUGCUAUCCGUUCUCAGUCAAAGGUUGAUGGCUCUGAUGUUCCUGCUAUUGGAUACAUAUCAAGAGAAGCUCCUGAAGGAAAACUCCUUGAAACAUGGGCUGAUAAACUGAAAAAUACCGGUUUUCAACUUACUGAUGUGAGUAAUGGGUUAUCUAGUCUGUUUGCUGUCAAGAAUAAUGAGGAGCUAACAUCAAUUAAGAGAGCAUCAUACCUGGCAACAAGUGUGAUGAAAAACUUUGUUGUUCCAAAGCUUGAGAAUGUAAUUGAUGAUGAGAAGAAAAUUUCUCAUUCUACAUUGAUGGAGGAGACUGAGAAAGUUAUUUUGGAACCUUCAAAAGUCAAUUGUAAACUAAAGGCAGAUAAUGUUGAUAUUUGUUAUCCCCCAAUUUUUCAGAGUGGUGGAGAGUUUGAUCUCAGACCUAGUGCUGUCAGCAAUGAUGAUUUACUUUAUUAUGACUCUGCCAGUGUGAUUAUAUGUGCAGUAGGAGCUCGGUACAAGAGUUACUGCUCAAACAUAGCUAGGACCUUCUUGAUUGAUGCAGAGCCCCUUCAGAGUAAGGCUUAUGAGGUUCUUCUGAAAGCCCAUGAAGCAGCCAUUGGGUCCUUAAAGCCAGGCAACAAGAUCAGUGCUGCAUACCUGGCUGCACUGUCUGUUGUACAAAAGGAUGCUCCUGAGUUGGUUUCUAAUUUGACUAAAUCUGCUGGGACAGGCAUUGGCAUUGAGUUUCGUGAGUCAGGUUUGAAUCUUAAUGCUAAAAACGAGCAGAUAGUUAGAGAAGGCAUGGUCUUCAAUGUUACACUUGGAUUUCAGAACUUGCAAAGCGAGAGCAGUAAGCCAAAGAGCAAGAACUUUUCAAUGCUUCUUGCAGACACAGUCAUAAUUGCCAAAGAUAAGACAGAAGUUGUAACUUCUCUGAGCUCUAAAGCUGUUAAGGAUGUGGCUUAUUCAUUCAAUGAGGAUGAGGAAGAAGAGAGGCCUACCAAAAAGGCUAAGGUUGAUGUCAGUGAGCCAGUCAUGACUAAAACAACUCUUAGAUCAGACAACCAUGAGAUAUCAAAGGAGGAGCUUCGAAGGCAGCAUCAGGCAGAACUUGCUCGCCAGAAAAAUGAAGAAACUGCGAGGCGGCUUGCUGGAGGAGGAAGUGAGACAGGAGACGACCGCACUGCUGUGAAGACUUUAGCAGAUCUGGUUGCCUACAAGAACAUAAAUGACCUUCCCCCGCCCAGAGAUAUGAUGAUUCAGAUUGAUCAGAAGCAUGAGGCAGUCCUUUUGCCUAUAAAUGGAAGUAUGGUGCCUUUUCAUGUGGCUUUCAUUCGAACUGUUUCCAGCCAGCAGGACACCAAUCGCAACUGCUACAUCAGAAUUAUUUUUAAUGUUCCUGGGACUCCUUUCAGUUCCCAUGAUGUAAACUCAAUGAAGUUCCCAGGUUCUAUAUAUUUGAAGGAGGCUUCAUUCCGUUCCAAGGAUCCAAGGCACAUAAGUGAGUUGGUGCAGUCCAUUAAAACACUUAGACGACAAGUUGUGGCCAGGGAGUCUGAGAGGGCUGAGAGAGCAACCUUGGUUACUCAGGAGAAACUACAGCUAGCCAAUAAUAGAUUUAAGCCUAUUCGGUUGCCUGAUCUUUCGAUCCGGCCUCCUUUUGGUGGACGGGGAAGGAAGAUACCUGGUACACUUGAGGCUCAUGUGAAUGGAUUUCGUUACUCUACCACUAGGCAAGCUGAACGUGUAGAUGUAAUGUUUGCCAACAUUAAACAUGCAUUUUUUCAGCCAGCAGAAAAUGAAAUGAUUACACUCCUGCACUUCCACCUGCACAACCAUAUUAUGGUAGGAAACAAGAAAACCAAGGAUGUCCAGUUUUAUGUUGAGGUGAUGGAGAUGGUCCAGAAUGUAGGAGGCGGAAAGAGAUCUGCCUACGACCCUGAUGAGCUUGAAGAAGAGCAAAGGGAGAGAGACAGGAAGAACAAAAUCAAUGUAGAAUUUCAGAGCUUUGUCAAUCGGGUCAAUGAUCUAUGGGGGCAACCCCAAUUUCGUCGCCUUGAUCUUGAGUUUGAUCAACCUUUGAGAGAACUUGGCUUCACUGGGGUACCUCAUAAAUCCUCCGUAUUUAUCGUUCCUACUUCAGCCUGUCUUGUUGAACUGAUCGAAACACCUUUCCUUGUCGUCACUCUUAGUGAGAUUGAGAUUGUGAAUUUAGAGAGAGUUGGUCUUGGGCAGAAGAACUUUGAUAUGACAGUAGUAUUCAAGGACUUCAAGCGGGAUGUUCUCAGGAUUGAUUCCAUCCCUUCCACUGCUCUCGAUGGCAUCAAGGAGUGGCUUGACACAACUGACAUUAAGUAUUAUGAGAGCAGGCUAAAUCUGAAUUGGCGACAGAUAUUGAAGACAAUCACCGAUGACCCACAGAGCUUUAUAGAAGGUGGGGGUUGGGAGUUUUUGAAUUUGGAGGCUACUGAUUCAGAAUCUGAGAAUUCAGAGGAGUCAGACAAAGGUUAUGAACCAUCAGAUCUUGAACCUGAGUCUGAUUCUGAAGAUGAUGCUUCUGAUAGUGAAUCACUAGUGGAGUCCGAGGAUGAGGAAGAGGAGGAUUCCGACGAGGACUCAGAAGAAGAGAAGGGAAAGACAUGGGAAGAGUUGGAGAGAGAAGCAAGCAAUGCCGAUAGGGAGAAAGGGGAUGACUCUGACAGCGAAGUAGAGAGGAAAAGAAGGAAGAUGAAAGCUUUUGGCAAGUCACGAGCCAGUAUAAGUAGUAGUGCUCCAAAGAGAGCCAAGCUAAGAUAGACCAUUAAUUUUGUAUUUUGUUACUGGUCUGUUUGUUGUCUAUUUUAGACGCCACCAAGCUGUUGCUGCCAGAAGCAGUACUUAAGCUUGGAAGUUCCUUAUCAGUGUAACUGGGGUUUUAUUUCCAUUAUAUAUCUGUAGGCACUUAUGGAAUCCUUGAAUCUAGCUUUUUCUAUUAAUGUUGUUACAUGGCUCUCACUUUGGA
Neltuma alba is the source of this 3645-nucleotide messenger RNA. RefSeq names its product FACT complex subunit SPT16. Gene Ontology annotation, biological process: transcription elongation by RNA polymerase II. The transcript has 3 exons. Gene Ontology annotation, molecular function: nucleosome binding. The coding region runs from base 246 to 3440 and encodes 1064 amino acids. The record is from RefSeq and is a predicted model, not a curated record. Lineage: Eukaryota; Viridiplantae; Streptophyta; Magnoliopsida; Fabales; Fabaceae. Gene Ontology annotation, cellular component: FACT complex.